AUGAUCCGCCAACCCCUUUUCCGCCUCGCCGCCAGCGCGACGGCGCGCCCCAUCCUCCCGACUGCCCUUCGCACGACGCCCACCGCCAGCCUCCGCCCCUCUCUCCUCCCCAACACGGCGGCCAUUUCCCGCCCCGCCGCCUUUACGCCGCUCCAGACAACCACCAAUGCCGCGGGCGCCCUCGAUCUCGUCCCGCAGACGUCCAUUUCGUGCCACCCGGCCUUCUUGGCGGCGCAGGUCCGCUGCGGCCCGCGCAACACGAUGAACCGCAACUCGCGGUUGAAGAGGAAGAGGAAGCACGGUUUCCUGUCGAGAAUCAGGACGAAGAACGGAAGGAAAACUCUGUUGAGGAGAUUGGAGAAGGGGAGGUGCAGGCUCUCCAACUAG
Parascedosporium putredinis is the source of this 387-nucleotide messenger RNA. The record is from the annotation of a GenBank genome assembly. Lineage: Eukaryota; Fungi; Ascomycota; Sordariomycetes; Microascales; Microascaceae.